This is a messenger RNA of Acanthopagrus latus (yellowfin seabream), 2984 nucleotides long. It is a transcript of the gene aqp9b, whose product is annotated as aquaporin 9b. The transcript has 6 exons. The record is from RefSeq and is a predicted model, not a curated record. Gene Ontology annotation, molecular function: urea transmembrane transporter activity; glycerol channel activity; water channel activity. The coding region runs from base 408 to 1274 and encodes 288 amino acids. Gene Ontology annotation, cellular component: plasma membrane; basolateral plasma membrane. Lineage: Eukaryota; Metazoa; Chordata; Actinopteri; Spariformes; Sparidae. Gene Ontology annotation, biological process: water transport; glycerol transmembrane transport.
GCAUAUUAGCUCACGAUUUUCCAAUUUAUUUUGCCAUAGCUGCAUUUUUUUUAAAAAAGAAGAAGAAGAAGAAUUAAUCCUCGUGUAUUUCCUCCUUCGAUGUGCAGCCUGAUGUAUGUUACGUGUGUGAUCUCAGGCAGGUCUGGGUGUCUAAUAAAAAGUAGACCCCUUGUGGUUACAAAGGGAAGUAGAUGCAGAGAGCUUAACGUGUCCGCCGGUCAGAGCGCACCGAGUGGGAGGCGGCAACCUGCACCGACACACACACACACACACACACACACACACACACGAACACACAUACACACACAUACACACACACACUCCCUCCGUAGUUUUGUUAGCUGUUUGUUCUGUCCGGAGGAAGACAUCAAGGAAAGAGAAGCUGAGAGAGAGAAGAAGGGGGGAAAAUGGAAAAUGAGAGCAAGAGGAAGAUGAAGGAGAGAUUCGGCCUGAGGCGGGACAUCUUUAAGGAGUUCCUGGCGGAAUUUCUGGGGAUAUUUGUCCUGAUCCUCUUUGGAUGUGGUUCAGUGGCCCAGACGGUGCUGAGUAAAGGGGCUCUUGGGGAGCCUCUGACCAUCCACGUUGGCUUCACUCUGGGAGUCAUGAUGGCUGUUUACAUGGCGGGGGGAGUGUCAGGAGCUCACGUGAACCCUGCCGUCUCUCUGGCCAUGGUGAUCCUCGGGAAGCUCCCUCUGAAGAAGUUCCCUGUGUACGUGCUGGCACAGUUCCUGGGGGCUUUUGCUGGAUCCUGCGCCGUCUAUGGGUUGUAUUAUGAUGCUCUGAUGGAAUAUACCGAUGGAGAGUUUGUUGUUACUGGUGUAAAUGCCACCGCCAACAUUUUUGCAUCUUAUCCUGCAAAACAUCUCUCAGUCCUGAACGGGUUUGUCGAUCAGGUAAUCGCCACUGGAGCUCUGAUCCUGUGCAUCCUGGCCAUCACUGACAGGAGGAAUAUCGGCGCUCCAAAGGGCAUGGAGCCUCUGUGCAUCGGCCUGAUCAUCAUGGCCAUCGGAGUGUCCAUGGGUCUGAACUGUGGCUAUCCGAUCAACCCAGCGCGAGAUCUCGGCCCGCGCUUCUUUACCGCUGUGGCCGGCUGGGGCAUGGAUGUAUUCAGAGCUGGAGGUUGCUGGUGGUGGAUCCCCGUGGCGGGGCCGAUGGUCGGCGGAGCAGUCGGAGCAGGCGUUUACUUUCUCUUCAUUGAGCUGCACCACGCCGAGCCUGAAAAGCAGGAGGAGAAAAAUGUCCAGGACAAAUACGAGAUAAUAACCAUGAGUUAAAAUCUAGAUCAAGAGCAGAGUGACAAAGCAGCUUAAUGCUCACCCUCAGAAGCCAACAAUGUUCAUCCAAAUGAAGCAGUUUUAUACAUUUCUACAAUUCAGUUCAAAAGGAAAUUUACAGUUAAUGGUUUCAGACGAAGCAUGCAUCUGACUGCACAGUUUCAUAGUGAUUUUUAAAAUAUGCAUGAAUGUUUUAUGAAGCCUUUCAAGCCUCUUUUUGUAGAAAGUUUUUCUAUUUAGAGGUUUCAGCUCUUUCAUAUAUCAGGAUAUUAAACUGUCUUGAGGAAAAUGCUCUCUUUAGACGUAAAGCUUUUCCUUUAAUUCCAUGAAAUCAGAGUUUCCUUUACAUCAUGCAGUAUUCUCUUUAGUUUCUUAUUUCCUAACUGGGGUCGUCUCCUCUCGUUAGAAAUAUUUGCCAAGUUUCUGUACAGCAUUUAUAUUUUUACUACAGUUCAACUUACAAACAGGGGCAUUAAAUAAACGUAGCACUUAUGAAACAGUUAAUUUCGUGUGGAAACGUAGUCAUUUGUAUUAUUUUUAGUGUUACAUGUGAUAUGUUUUGUGGAGUGAAGUCCUUGUUCCAUUUUACUUAAUCCUUUGCAUGCAUGAAAACAACGUGUGACUGAUUGCUUUAACACUUUUAAUGUAGAAGAUCGAGCCUUAAAUUUCACUCUUUUUUUUUUGCUUACUUUUGUUCACUCAUCCCCACGUAUACUUGUUGUCACAUUGCUGGAUUAAUUGCUCAUCGCAGGCAUCCUUGAUAUCGAAAAGCCAUAAUUUAGAUAAAUAGGACAUUUACAAAAAGACAUAUACGUUUCCAUUUUCUGCAGAAGAAAACCCCAGUGUUGAAUUUUCUUUGCAGCAGAAACUUUAACAACAUCACUGAAUUCUUUGAUGAACUGUGUUUGUCGGACACUGACUUCUGUUUACAAAUGAAAUCCUCAGAGCUGAUAUAAGAUGUGAAAUAAAACACGUGGUUAUAACAUGGUUCAUGCUUGGACAGACUAUCUCAGAAGGAAAUAAACUUCUUGGAAAUGUAAAGUUGAGGUUUAAACACUGGACAGUCCUUUGUGCCGUUGGGCUUCAUGUUGCUUGUAAUGUGUGAGCACAGAAAUGUGAAUUUUGCAAGGACAAACACAAUGUCAACAGGUUAUGUUUGGAAAUAAAAUGACUACGUGUGCUAAUUGUGAGAUUAUAUUGUACUGCACUGAAUGUCAUUUUACAUCAGCUUAUACUUGUGUACACUGUUAUUUGGCGACGUGACAAUCCCUUAUCUUUAAAGUCUUUGUUUUUUUUCAUCUGAUGGCUUUACUUUUAAUGUGAAGAACGUCAGCGGCACAACCAUCAAAGAGUGAUUUUGCAGUGAAGUCCUGCUUUCACCAGAACCAGUUUGACACUUGUAGUGUUGCAGCCCUGUAUGUGGCCUACGUGUGAAUCAGAAUAAUUACCAGUAUGCAUGUUUGAGAAGCAGCAGAAGGUUUGUUUCACUUCCAGCUGUUUAAUUAAAUGGCGUAUGCGUUACUGCUCGUCUCUCCUCAACUUUGAUGUUAGUGCUCCUGUCCUGAGCGGCAGCCUGUCAGGAGGAAACAUUUUGAAUCUUUUAAAUCUUUUGUUUCAUUGUUCCUUAUUUUAAGUCGCUUUUUCUAUGGUAGUUCUAUCCGUCUGAAUCAGCUUCUUUUACAAUAUUCUGUGUUGUUGUAUUAUUGAAUA